CUUUUGCUUCUUUCUCUCUUCCGUGUGUGGUGGGCGUGAGGGUUUGUGUUUGGGGCGCGAAGCUUUCGUGAUCUAGGUUAGCGCCACCGCGGCGGCUGGAGAUCUGAAGCUCCUCUUCCUCGAUCUGCGAGAAUAAGGAUUUCGGGGGAUCAGCUGCUCUAGCAAUCGUCUUCCGUGAUGGCUAAUGCGGCGUCCGGUAUCGCUGUCCAUGACGACUGUAAGCUCAAGUUCAUGGAGCUCAAGCGAAAGAAGACCCACCGCUAUGUGGUUUUCAAGAUCGACGAGAAAGCCCAGCAAGUAGUGGUGGAGAAACUGGGAGGACCCGAUGAGAGCUACGAGGCUUUCACCGCCUCUCUCCCCGAGAACGAUUGCAGAUAUGCCGUCUACGAUUUUGAUUUCGUCACCGACGACAAUUGCCCCAAGAGCAAGAUCUUCUUCAUCUCCUGGUCUCCGGACACCUCUCGAGUGAAAUCCAAGAUGAUUUACGCGAGCUCCAAGGACAGGUUCCGCCGAGAAUUGGAUGGAGUUCAUCUGGAGCUGCAGGCCACAGAUCCAACCGAGGUCGAUUACGAUUGCGUCUUGGACAAAGCCAAAACCAACGCUGGACGCUGAAAAACACGAAAAACAAGAAGAAAAAAAAAGUUCCUCGGAGAUGGCACAGAGUGACCACUUUUGAAAGGGGCCUAAGAAAACAACACGAAUCAAGGCAAGCUUGCCAGUGGGGGGUGGUAUUUGUUAUUCUGUACAUGGUGGUUCUCUUUUCUUUCCUUCCAUUAGCUUUCGUUUAAUUUGAUUAAAUGACAAGAGUUUUUGGAUAA
Messenger RNA from Selaginella moellendorffii, 818 nucleotides. RefSeq names its product actin-depolymerizing factor 1. The record is from RefSeq and is a predicted model, not a curated record. Gene Ontology annotation, molecular function: actin filament binding. Gene Ontology annotation, cellular component: cytoplasm; actin cytoskeleton. Lineage: Eukaryota; Viridiplantae; Streptophyta; Lycopodiopsida; Selaginellales; Selaginellaceae. Bases 178 to 612 code for a protein of 144 amino acids. Gene Ontology annotation, biological process: actin filament depolymerization. The transcript is spliced from 4 exons.